AUGAAUGCAGCGACAAAGAGGCCACCAGAUCAAGAGAGAAGAAGAGAGGCGGCCAGGAGAGGAGAAAGACAAAAGCAGACGCGGAAUCCGUGGGAUCAAGGGAGGGACCGAAGGAAUAGAGGGACGUGGGGAUACUGGGACGUGGGGAUACUGGGACGUGGGGAUACUGGGACGUGGGGGUAUUGGGACGUGAGGAUACUGGGACCUAAGGCUAUUGGGACACAGGGAUAUUGGGACCCAGGGGUAUUGGGACGCAAGGGUAUUAGGACGCAGGGGUAUUGGGACGCAGAGGUAUUGGCACGUAGGGGUAUUGGGACACAGGAAUAUAGGAACGUGAGAAUACUGGGACGUAAGGGAAUUGGGACACAGGGAUAUUGGGACGCAGGGACAUUGGAACGCAAGGGUAUUAGCACGCAAGGGUAUUGCGACGCAGAGGUAUUGGGACGCAGAGGUAUUGGGACGCAGGAGUAUUGAGACGCAGAGGUAUUGGGACGUGGGGAUACUGGGACGUAGGGCUAUUGGGACGUAGGGAU
Messenger RNA from Megachile rotundata (alfalfa leafcutting bee), 533 nucleotides. RefSeq lists its product as uncharacterized. The record is from RefSeq and is a predicted model, not a curated record. Lineage: Eukaryota; Metazoa; Arthropoda; Insecta; Hymenoptera; Megachilidae.